AUUUCCGGUUUGGAGGUUGUGUUGUCAAGAUGUCUGUCCAUGAUCAACUUGCUCAAUGUUUGUGUGAUCUAAUCAGGAAAAUGCCACUGGCACUAUCUGAUGUGUGGAGACAUUUCACUGCAGCUAAUGUAGAAAGAAAAGUGGUGUACAUUUGCAAAUACUGUGCCAAAUCAUAUGUGAAGAAUGCAACAAAGAUGCAGAAUCAUCUGGCCAAGUGCAUAAAGUUCCCUCAGCGCUCUCAACAAGCAACCUCUGACAAAAGUCCCUCUACUUUUAUUCAAGGUGAAAAUGAUGAAUCUGACACCUUAUCGAUAGCAACAGCUCAUGGUCCUCCUGGAAUCAGAUGUUUUUUUUGACUCAAUGGAGGAACAUAGUCAGAGAAACGCAGAUGAAUGUCUUGCUCGAGCUGUGUAUGCAACUGGUUCACCUCUUGAUGCUCACAGGCAAUGUGUAUUGGAAGAGAUUUCUGAAUGUUCUUCGCCCAGCAUACACCCCUCCAACCAGACAUGUUCUAUCUACUGAUUUGCUGGAUGCAGAGUUCAAGUGACGGUCAAUCAAAUCGAAGAGAAAGCAGACUGUAUUGCAAUCAUCUUUGAUGGGUGGUCAAAUGUUCGGCCAUGGAAUAACUAACGACAAUCUCCGUCCCUCAACCGGUAUUCUACAAAGGCACAGACACAAGGGACAGCAGACACACCGGUCUCUAUGUUGCAGAUGAGCUUAAGGCAGUCAUCAAUGACCUUGGACCACAGAAGGUAUUUGCACUGGUGACAGACAAUGCUGCGAACAUGAAGGCUGCUUGGUCUAAAGUGGAGGAGUCCUACCCUCAAAUCACAUCCAUUGGCUGUGCUGCUCAUGCAUUGAAUCUGCUCCUCAAGGACUUCGUGGCACUGAAAACAAUGGGAUACACUCUACAAGAGAGCCAAGGAAAUGGUAAAGUAUGUAAAGGGUCAUCAAGUUAUAGCAGUAAUAUACCUCACCAAGCAAUGUGAGAAGCAUAAGAGCACCACAUUGAAGCUGCCCAGCAACACCCAUUGGGGUGGUGUUGUCAUUAUGUUUGACAGUCUCCUGGAGGGGAAGGAGUCUCUCCAAGAAAUGUCCAUAUCACAGUCUGCCGUUAUGGACAGCCCCAUCAAGAGGAUCCUCCUGGAUUAUGUAUUUUGGGGGAGAGUGGUAAGCAGCCUGAAACUCCUGAAACCUAUAGCAUUAGCCAUUGCAUGGAUUGAGGGAGACAAUGCUAUCCUGUCUGGACUCUGCUUGCAGAUAUAAGAGAAUAAAUCCGUACUGCCCUGCCCACUUCACUGUUUCUCCAAGCAGAGGAAACUGCAGUUCUGAAAUCCAGAAGCGUGAAGACAUCUGCCUGAAGCCCAUACGCCACAGCGUACAUGUUGGACCCCAAGUAUGCUGGCUAGAGCAUCCUGUCUGGUGCAGAGAUCAAUAAGGCCUAUGGUGUCAUCACUACUGUGUCUCGCCACCUUGGCCUGGAUGAGGGCAAGGUUCUUGGCAGUCUGGCGAAGUACACUAUGUACAAUAUGGUAGUCGUGCCAACAUAUCUCAUCAGCCACUUGGUGGAAGGGACUUUGUGGAUCUGAGAUCUUUCCCCUGUUGCCUCCAUCCUCCACCAACAUCAGCUGCCUCAGAGUGCAACUGGUCUUUGUUUGGGAACACCCACCAAAGCACGCAACAGGCUGACCAAUACACGGUUUGAAAAAUUGGUGGCCAUCUGGGCAAAUUUGAGUUGUUUUUUUUUGGAGCCUAACAACGAGCCAUCCUCAACAAGGUUGGAAAGUGACAGGGAAGAGAAGGAGGCCUCAGAGUCUGAUGUUCAAGAGGUGGACAUUGAGGAGGUCCAGGGAGAAGACAAGGAAGCCUGAGAGGAAGAGCUUUCAUUUCUAGACUAUCAUUUUACAGAUGUAUGUUGAAAACAUUUUUGGGCAUUGGGGGUCAUUCAAUAUCCCUUUCUUUUGGUGUUCAGUGAAAUCAUCCCAUGUGAAGAGUCAACUCAUUUAAAGUUCAAUUCGUAGCUAAAUAGUUUUAUUUCUAUUGGGAGGAUUUUAUAAUUUGCUAUUAGGUCUACUUAUAUGGUAAAAUGUUUAUGUUUCUGUCUCCAUAUGAUAUUGUAAAUAUAUCCAAUGCAAAAAAACAUCUACAUUAGAUUCCGUAAAUUCCCAUAUAUUCCCACGGAAAGUUUCCACCUUAAGUGUAGAUUAUCAGUUUAGUAGGGUUCCUGGGCCGUGUUCAGUAGUAACGUUUGGCAAACGUUGUGGAACGUUGCAGGUGGAAAUAGCUCUGAUAUAGCUUUUUCUACAUGUCAGAGCGGUAUGUUUGCUCUAGCUAGCUACAUAUCUGAGCAUUCAGUGGGAAAAUAACACAGAUGGUUGCAGAUAGAAAUGGCAUAAAUACAGCUGAUGUGAUUCCAUAUUCUACAAGUCAGAGAUGUGUGAUUGUUCUAGCUACAUUAUAUAUUUCUAUCUGAACGUUACACAACGUUGUCUUACUGAAUUGGCCUUACCUUUUCCGUAGAGCAGGUCUGUCACCUUAUCUCUUAUAGUUCUCUCAUUACCCCAGGUUGUUGUGGACAUUGCUUCUGCCAUGCGUGUUUCUGUGCAUGCUCCUGACCGCCACCCUGGUCGUGCUUGUCAUGGGUGUGCGCGUGUGGCUGCAGGCAAACAGGAACGCACGGCGAGCGCGUGAUGGGCGUCCCACGGUGGCUUUCUUUCACCCGUACUGCAACGCGGGAGGUGGUGGUGAGAGAGUGCUGUGGUGUGCCCUCAGAGCUUUGCAGAAUAGGUACCAAGAUGUCAACUUCAUGGUGUACACGGGCGACCAGGGUGUGACGAACCAGCAGAUUCUUGAUGGUGCCCGGCGGCGCUUCAACAUCCUUUUACCUCGACCCGUCCAGUUUGUCUUCCUCAAACACCGCCUGUUGGUCGAGGCCAGCCUCUUCCCCCACUUCACUCUGAUUGGUCAAAGUGUAGGCUCAAUCUUCCUUGGUUGGGAAGCCCUUACGGAGUUUGUCCCAGAUGUCUACAUCGACUCCAUGGGUUACGCCUUCACUCUGCCUGUGUUUAAAUACCUAGGGGGUUGUCACGUGGCUAGCUACGUGCACUACCCCACCAUCAGCACAGACAUGCUGUCGGUGGUGCGCGAGAGGAACCCCAGGUUCAACAACGCAGACUACAUCUCCAACAACCUGUUCCUGAGCGCGGUCAAGGUUGUCUACUACUGCCUGCUGGCGCUGCUCUAUGGUCUGGCUGGCUCCUGCAGCGACGUGGUCAUGGUCAACUCCAGCUGGACCUUGAACCACAUCCUGACCCUAUGGCGAGCGACUAACCGCACCUGUCUCGUCUUCCCGCCCUGCGACACCCGCGCCUUCCUCCAGCUCCCGUUGGACGAGGACUCGGACCGGAAGUGCCAUUCCAUCGUUUCCAUUGGUCAGUUUCGACCGGAGAAGGACCAUCGGCUUCAGAUUCGCGCCUUCCGGAAGGUGCUGCAGAAGAAAGAAGCCGGGCUAGUUGCGGGGCCGGGAGGAAGGGAGUCGCUGAGGUUGGUGCUGAUUGGUGGAUGCCGGAACCAAGAGGAUGAGGAUAGGGUGUUGAUGCUGAGAGGUCUGUGCCAGGAGCUGGGCGUGGCGGACAGGGUGGAGUUUAAACUCAAUGUGCCGUUUGAGGAGCUGAAGAGGGAGUUGGGGGAAGCUACGGUGGGACUGCACACCAUGUGGAACGAACACUUCGGGAUAGGGGUGGUGGAGUGCAUGGCGGCUGGGACCGUCGUCCUGGCCCACAAGUCUGGAGGCCCCAGGCUGGACAUUGUGGUGCCCUACGAGGGCCGCCAGACGGGCUUCCUGGCCGAGGAUGAGGACGGCUACGCAGACGCCAUUGAGCGCAUCCUGGCCCUGUCACCCUCGGCCCGCCUGGAGAUCCGACGCAACGCCCGCCUCUCGGUCACCCGCUUCUCCGACCAGGAGUUUGAGGCCUGCUUCCUGGCCGCCAUGGAGCCUCUCAUGGGGACACUGGAGCGAUGAGGGGUGUGGGUGGAAGUGUGUCACGCUCAUGGGUGUGCGCGUGCAUGCAUACGAGCCAUUCUUUUAGUUGACAUAGGAUACAGUGUGUUGAAAUGGACCAGGAAUACGUUGACUUAAAUGAAAGAUGUAUUUAUUGACGUGUCAGUCCAGGCGUCCACUCUCUUUCUAGAGGGUCUUAAAUGUUAAGUAUAUGUUUUGUUUUCAAGACCCAUUACAUUUUUCCAGUGUACUUUGUACUUGAGGCAUAACAUUUUUAGUGCUUGUCUAACCUCCCAAGUUCCCCGUCUCGAUUGUCAACGCAUAAAGAGAGCCAGCUGGUAGACUAGAUUAGUGCUCGUCUAGCAAGGACUGGACACAACUGUGAUUUUGAUGGCAUUCCAGGUUGUCUUUUUUUUCAGGCAAACUACAAAUAUCAGAAGAUUGUUAAGAUAAUUAGGUGGGUGCUUACAUUUGUAUUAUUUCACGUGUGAAUUGGAAAUUGUUUAUAUCCCACCCAGUCAGGGAUCAGCAGUCAUUGACAGCAACCCUGGAGCAAUUGCCUUGAUCACGGGCACGUCGACAUAUUUUUUUUCACCUCGUUGGCUCGGGAUUUGAACCAGUGACCUCUGUUACUGGCCCAACGCUCCUAACCGCUAGACUACAUGUAGUGUUUAAUGUGGUUCUUGGGAUGUGAAACAUAUCUCUAGGCAGUGUGAGAUCUGAUCUCUUGUGUAGUGUGACUACAAAAAAAGACUACCUGGAAUGACAGCAGUGUCUGACUGUCUUCGUGUGUUCGCUGACAUCGUUGAGCGAGAGGGUGGUGACGAGCCUGUAGAGACUAACUUCACAAUUCUGAUGACUGCUGUGAUAAUUAAGAUUGUUACUUAACAUUUUUAAAUAACUAGAAAUGCUGUUCUGUAUCCUAAGUAGGAAGUUUUUUUUUUUUUUAUUAAAACAUUUAUAAAAUA
Messenger RNA from Oncorhynchus masou masou (cherry salmon), 4968 nucleotides. Its product is annotated as GDP-Man:Man(3)GlcNAc(2)-PP-Dol alpha-1,2-mannosyltransferase-like. Gene Ontology annotation, molecular function: GDP-Man:Man(3)GlcNAc(2)-PP-Dol alpha-1,2-mannosyltransferase activity. Gene Ontology annotation, biological process: protein N-linked glycosylation. The record is from RefSeq and is a predicted model, not a curated record. Lineage: Eukaryota; Metazoa; Chordata; Actinopteri; Salmoniformes; Salmonidae. The transcript has 5 exons. Gene Ontology annotation, cellular component: endoplasmic reticulum membrane. Bases 2606 to 4021 code for a protein of 471 amino acids.